Messenger RNA from Hibiscus syriacus, 958 nucleotides. RefSeq names its product homeobox-leucine zipper protein HAT4-like. The transcript has 5 exons. Gene Ontology annotation, biological process: regulation of DNA-templated transcription. Gene Ontology annotation, cellular component: nucleus. Bases 10 to 855 code for a protein of 281 amino acids. The record is from RefSeq and is a predicted model, not a curated record. Lineage: Eukaryota; Viridiplantae; Streptophyta; Magnoliopsida; Malvales; Malvaceae. Gene Ontology annotation, molecular function: DNA-binding transcription factor activity, RNA polymerase II-specific; sequence-specific DNA binding.
AAAGAAAAAAUGAUGGUGGGAAAGGAAGAUCUGGGUUUAAGUCUCAGCUUGGGUUUUCCCCAGAAUCAACAAUCUCUGCAGUUAAAUCUAAGGUCUUCUCUGAUUCCAUCCUCAACUGAUUCUUGCUCUUCCCCUCCGAAAUUCUCAUGGAACGAUGUUUCUGCUCCUUCAGAAUCUUUCCGGGCCGAGACAAGAUCGUUUCUUAGAGGAAUCGACGUGAACAGUUUGCCGUCGACGGUCGACUGUGAAGAGGAAGCCGGAGUUUCGUCUCCCAACAGCACGAUAUCGAGUGUGAGUGGGAAAAGGUCCGAAAGAGAAGGCACUAAUGGAGAUGAGAUCGAUAUUGAAAGAGCUUGUUCUCGUGGUAUCAGUGACGAAGAAGAUGGUGAUACUUCAAGGAAAAAGCUUAGACUUUCUAAGGAUCAAUCUGCUAUUCUCGAAGAAAGCUUUAAGGAACACAACACUCUCAACCCAAAACAAAAGAUGGCCUUGGCUAAGCAGCUGGGAUUACGACCCAGACAAGUUGAAGUGUGGUUCCAAAACAGAAGGGCAAGGACCAAGCUGAAGCAGACUGAGGUUGACUGUGAGUUCCUGAAGCGAUGCUGUGAGAAUCUGACGGAGGAGAACAGGCGGUUGGUGAAGGAGGUUCAGGAGCUGAGAGUACUGAAACUUUCCCCUCAGUUCUACACCCAAACGACCCCACCAACUACCCUCACCAUGUGCCCAUCAUGUGAGCGUGUGGGCAACUCAUCCUCCACCGUUGAUCCGAGAUCCCACAAUCUGACAGUACCGAUCAACCCUUGGGCCCCUGCUGUCCCCAUCUCUCAUGGACCGUUCGAUCGUGAUUGUAAGUGACACAGCAGGCUAAUUUUGUCGAUGUAUAAAAGCAUCAUUGAUGAGUAGUAUCAAGGGGGCUUUUGUUUAGAAGGUCUAAAGAUAUGGUUGUUAGCGUUGUGAU